Colletotrichum navitas is the source of this 1143-nucleotide messenger RNA. RefSeq lists its product as uncharacterized. Bases 349 to 987 code for a protein of 212 amino acids. The record is from RefSeq and is a predicted model, not a curated record. The transcript has a single exon. Lineage: Eukaryota; Fungi; Ascomycota; Sordariomycetes; Glomerellales; Glomerellaceae.
ACAUACCGCUUUCUUCUGCCCCUCGUCCUUCCACGUCCUCGCCGAGAAGAUUCCAGCGGUGAGAUCAAGCGCUGUGUUCUGGCAAUUGACACAGCCCUCACCGUCCAGGUUAUGUCUAAUCUUGUGUUCCAGGUCGUCUGGCUGUGCAACAGUAAACGGUUUACGUUCUAUCGGUCGGCAGUACCGAAACCCAAUGAGUCGGUGAAGAACGAACACAACCCCAGCCCGGUGUAACGUUCCCACGCUAGAGCCGAGACAGGAGGCGAACAACACCGAGCAUGCGAUGACGAUUUAAUCCUUCAAGCCGCUCAAGCGAGCGAUCUAUCUCGCUAUCUCCCCCGCCCAUGUAUGUGCAAGCGGAAGUUGCUGGUCAGCCAACAGAGUCAAAGCACUGAUGGGCCUAGCUGGCGUGCCCUUUGGCUCCAGUGGCAUGACGGGCAUGAUGGGCUAAGGUCGCACAAGUGGUUCUUCAGUGGAGCCGCGACGGGGAAGAUGCACGAUGGGACGAGGUACCCGACAAAGAAACCAAACAAUGAUAUGCAGCGGGUAUGCAUAAUCGCAGCCCGCCUCGUCUAUGGCUAUGCAUCGAUCUUCCUGGCUAUGUUGUCUCCCUUGCAACUGGGAAUCUCGUCUCGUGGUGAGAAGACCCAUCCCGGCAUCUGGUACCAAGCAGAGACGGCCUCGGACGGACCCCCGAAGACCUUGAAGUCGUCCCAUCCCCGGCAUGCAUAUUACAGGUACGUAAACACAACCGACACGGCCGGCCAAUUGAUGGGUACGGUCACAUCUUCUGUUUCCAUCUCCACGGCACCCCUCGUAGGGUCCGUAGCUGCAAGCGAGUGCCACCUGAGAAACACAUUCAUGCAUGUCCUGACACUACGCCGAUCACCGCUCGCGAAAGGAUCAUCUAUCGUGUUUCUCUCAACACGAGCUUACGAUCAGCACAUCUGUCUGUUGGAGUGGCACAUGCUGUUUCUCUCUCGCUAGUCUAAAGCAUAUUUAGCGUAAAGUACACUCGUCCUCGACUUGGGGAUGUCUCUGGCUUGCACCUCGGCGCGCGAGAAACCCAUGCAAGAUGAGAGACAAAUUCUAUUAAUGGCAAUCCCUCGAUCAGUCCCCUACCCUAAUGCAGCAUAGUGUCUG